GGCUUGCCGUGAUUUACGGCUCUGCUGAAAACGGCCGCUUCUCUUAUCUUCUCUUCUCCCCCCUUCCCCGCAGCAUCAGCACCGCCAGCAACAAGUCAGGAUUUGGAAAGUAAUGCAACAGAACGCUUUUGAAGAAAGCAGAUACCCCUGGCAGGAGUCAUUUGAAAAUGUUAACGUCUGCAUGCCAUUCCGUUGCCCCAGAUGUGGGGACCACACCAGAUUCCGGACCUUGUCUUCCCUGAGAGCUCACCUGGAGUACAACCACAGCUACGAAGAAAGAAGCCUCCUGGCAAAAUGCAACCUCUUUUCUUCUUUCAAAGACGCAGACCUGAUCUGUGCUUCCGAGCCCCUGAUGCAAGGCAUGCUUGGGGAUAGCAUGAGCAUCAUGAAACCAAAGCCGUCCUACUUAAACUUCUGCGACACGACCCACGAAAACGCAAAGAACAGGAAGACGCUGGAGGUGGAAGCAGAGAGGCCUGUGUCUUUCGGGACAAAUUACAUGACGGGUGAAAGCGACGAGGAGUUCAUUGCUAAGCCGGGUCUGGCAACCACAGACUCCAAAGCUUCAUUUGAGGCCCACGUGAGGGAGAAGUUUAACCGAAUGGUGGAAGCUGUGGACAAAACGAUCGAGAAACGGAUUGACAAGCUUACCAAAGAGCUGGCUCAAAAGACGGCUGAACUCUUGGAGGUUCGAGCGGCCUUUGUGCAGCUUUCGCAGAAGAAGCAAGAAGUGCAGAGGCGGGAGAUGGCCCUGAACAGACAGGUGGAUGUCGCAGUUGAGAUGAUUGCAGUGCUGAAACAGCGCCUCACGGAGUCUGAGGAAGAGCUCCACAGAAAAGAGGAAGAAGUCGUCACGUUUAAUCACUUCCUUGAGGAAGCUGCCGAGAAGGAGGUCCGUGGUAAAGCCAGGCUUCAGCACUUCAUCGAGAAUCUGCUGCAGCGAGUGGAUCUGGCAGAAAAGCAGCUGGAAUAUUAUCAGAAUCAGCAGAUCGGGGCCAACUACAGUGAUGUCAAUGAAGACGUGUUUACAGACAUCUCAUCCAGUAAGAAACCUCGAUGCCUCAGCCGGGGAAACCAGCAUGCUUUUUACAACACCCCUGAUGCGAAACCACACUCUUUCCAGAAAGGACGACUGCACCUGAAGAAAACCAAGGAGGACAAAAUGGGGGUCCAUCCCAUUAAACUCUUUUAUGAACCUGUUGACUGUUCGAGGGAACUUUGGAGACCUCUGAAGAAAGGGGAGAUGCCAAAUGCCGCCCGAAAGGUUAAUGUGAAAUCAAAGAUCAGUAAAAAAAGUAAACAGCUCUACUAAGAGUCUAUAUAGAAAUAUAUUAUCUAUCUAAUCUAUCUAUAUACACAUAGUGCAAGAACUGGUGGCCGUAGGCUACUGCGAGUAGAUAUUCAGUCACAUCCAUUGUCUAGUUGCUGUAUCUUUCCCUGUUCAUUUGGGUUACGAUGAUAUAUUUAAUAUAUAAUAAUCGAUACAUAAAUAGAGAACACUAAUUUAACUGCCUCAUUUCCAGGACUUUGGGUUGUCUACAUGAGGUGCCACUUUAUUUUUGCAAGAACAUUCUUUAAAUUAAGUCCCGCAUUCCACUGUGCACGCACUCCUGAUGUCGACAGACGUUCUUUUUAAAAGUC
Molecule: messenger RNA, 1641 nt
Organism: Heteronotia binoei (common prickly gecko)
Lineage: Eukaryota; Metazoa; Chordata; Lepidosauria; Squamata; Gekkonidae
Gene: ZNF365
Product: zinc finger protein 365
Exons: 5
Coding region: 113-1312 (399 amino acids)
Biological process (GO): regulation of double-strand break repair via homologous recombination; regulation of DNA strand resection involved in replication fork processing; regulation of neuron projection development
Cellular component (GO): centriolar satellite
Source: RefSeq, a predicted model, not a curated record